This is a messenger RNA of Doryrhamphus excisus (bluestripe pipefish), 1092 nucleotides long. RefSeq lists its product as uncharacterized. The record is from RefSeq and is a predicted model, not a curated record. Lineage: Eukaryota; Metazoa; Chordata; Actinopteri; Syngnathiformes; Syngnathidae.
CAAAACUUAAAAUAUCACGUACCAGUAAAUUCCAAACUCAAUUUCUAGCCAAAUAAAAUAAUACAUAAUUGUAAAAAAGUACUGUACAAUCUACACAAGGAUGUACUGUACUGUGUACUGUACGUUGCAAUUAUGUAUGUGUGGGGGGGUCACAGUACAUGAAGACUCCUGACUCCAUGAAUACAUUAAUAUUUUAAUAUAUUAUUCUCGUCUCAUGUUGCCCUUUUUCACUAGCAGCCAUCUCUCCAGCUGUGUCAUCACACAGAGAAAGGAGGAAAGUGCACGGGUCUCCGAGAAGAGGAAAACUACGCCGAGAAUUUUGUAUUGUGACGCAUUUGGAGGCACAGCUGAUGACAAGUUUUUCUUGUUGAUGCCACGUGAACGUCUGCCUGUCAUUGGUUCAUCUGGGGGUAAAACAGUCAAACCUCCCAGCACCAAUGGCAGAAAGCGCAGUCAAAAGCAGAAACCCUCUGCCAAAGCAAGACCAGCUCCUUUCCAAGCAGACUCCACCAUGACACCUUGGAGGGGACUGGUUCUUUCGGACUCCUCCUUUACAUCCAUUUAUGUGCCCCCGUCUCCGACACCCCUUCAGUCGACCCCUUAUAACGACAACCAAAACAAAGAACUAACUUUAAGUUUCAACUCUCAAUCUUCUUCCCCCACUGUUCGUGCGGACAGCACAAAUGGAGAAUUACAGAAGCAGCAGAAGAUGCCCACCCAGGCCACGACCCCUCGACUGCCCCGUCUCCCUCCCCUGCAUCCCAUCACCAAUCUGAGCUUCUCUCGUAGUUUUACCUUCUCUUUCUUUGAGCUUCCUCUGUACCAAUCACCUCCGUUGCGGUCCGAACGUAUGAGGAACCUCAUGAAGCUUUUGAGAGAGACACAUUACUGAUAACCUCAAAUUGCAUGUUGAGUACAUGUUGGCAGGUUUGCACAACAUUGAAAGUACUCCAUGUUUCUGACAGUUCAGUAGCCGUGAGUCCUGAAUCUGUAAAAAACGUGCAAAUUUUUAAUGAUGCUUUCAUGGACCAAGGAAUAUCCCUUAGCCCUUCCCCUACUCCGUAAAAUCAAGAGACAGGGGUUAAGAAUCCU